Mesorhabditis belari is the source of this 1935-nucleotide messenger RNA. The record is from the annotation of a GenBank genome assembly. Lineage: Eukaryota; Metazoa; Nematoda; Chromadorea; Rhabditida; Rhabditidae.
AUGGACGAGGAUCACUAUGACACCCCGUGGGAAUUCCUCGUUCGUCCUGGCUCUAUUCGAUUGAGUACUGCGGGCAUGCGUCUUCCCGGUUCCUCUUCUCCUCGUGGCUGUGACUCCUCGUCGAGCCCCUCAUCACCUCUUCCUCCACAAACAUCUCCAUCGCGGCUCUCAAAUGGAAAUUCCCCUCCAAACACUCAAAAUCAUCACGUCCACCAGCUCACACAACAACAGUUUUCUCCAGAACACGAGCGAAACAAAAGGAGGACAAAUGAGAAGAGGAUUAGCCUACGAGUCGAAAAGGACAAGAUCCAGAUCGACUUUCGCCAUGACGAGGAUUUAAUGCUCGAGAAAGGGAUUGAUCGAAUCGAGGCUGAGAAACGAUUGGAGUCGACGAAUCUCGGAGAUUAUUUGCUAAGGUACAGAAAGGAGGGAUCGGCUGCGCUCAGUUUGAAAGGGUCAACAAGCGUGCUUCACAUUAAGCUAGAGCGUCGAGAUGGGCAAUGGAUCGUUGGUGAAGGGCCGACUUUUCGCUCAAUCUCCUCCGCAAUUCAAUACUAUCGUCGUCAUCCUCUUCCAAUUCGAGGCGCUGAGCACGUGCUUUUAAAUCGUAAUUUCUCAAAAACCGGUGGAGAGACUAGAUUCGAUCAAAAAUGGGAACUCCCCGAUCGAAAACUCGUCUCAACUUGGGAUGAACUCAUGGAAAUCGGCGAUUUUAUACUACUUGGAAACUUUUCUUAUAGUAAAGGCCUUGGCAAUCUAAUGUUUCAAUACGCGGCGAUGAUCGCUUUAGCUCAAAAAUAUCAAGCUUUAUUGCCGAUAUCCGAGGAAAAUCUUUUAAGAAGAGCCUUUGAUUUGCAAGCAAUUGAUUGUUGUACGUAUAAAGAUUUAUCGCUAAACUUUUCUUGGGCACAAAAUCUACGAAAAGUUGAGGGUUAUAUGCAGAAUUGGAGAUGGUUUUAUCCUGGAGAAACGGUGAAGUUAAUUCGAGAAGAGUUUCAAUUCUUACCUACAAUUCAGCAAAUGUCAAAUGACUUGAUCGAAGAGGCGAAAGCUCGCUGGAGAUUGGGGCGAGCAGAGAGAGAAUCUGGAAAAGAUCAAAUGGAAAUUGAUUAUCGACUCAAAUUUGCUGAUGAGAUCACUGAUCCAAUCAUCGUUGGGAUUCACGUGAGAAGAGGACUGGAUUUAACGUUUCAUUAUAGAAAUAUGAAACACGGUCACAAAGCGGCUCCUCGAGACUACUACGAGAAAACAAUUCAAUAUUUUCGCGAGAAAUUUCAACAGUUAAUUUUCCUAAUCUCAAGCGAUGAUUUGAAAUGGGCGAAAGAGAAUUUGCAGGAAACGAAGCCAGGCGAAUUCUUCUUUCUUCCACGAAACACUGAACGAGAAGUGGGAAUGUCAGUGCUUUCCUCUUGCGAUCAUCUCAUCAUUUCAACCGGCACUUUCUCGUGGUGGGCCGCUUUUCUCGCAGAUGAUGAGAAAAAUGAGGCGAUUUCCUCGUGCGCACCACCAAAGACGUCAACCGCGGGUCUUAUCGGUGAUGUGGGAUCCGAGUCGCGGCAAGGAGCAAAGAAUCAAACAUUUCGUCGUCAAGCAACAUCAGGGCGGCAAAUUCUCCAUCGAAAAGUUCACGUUCGACUCAAUUCCCACGAUGAUUAUAUACCAUAUCAAACAAAAGGAGAGCAUCUCGAAAAGACAGCAAUCGGAAGACAGCCUUGGGAACUCAAUCACGUUGACAUCGAAUGCACGAAAAAGCUGGGAGAAGGAGCGUUUGGAGAAGUGCACAAAGGAAAACUCAAACUCAAGGUAGGAAAGCUUGUCGAUGUGGCUGUGAAAUUGGCGAAGCUCGAAGUGCUGACAAAGGAACAAAUCAAGGAGAUUAUGCGAGAAGCACGCCUGAUGCGGAACUUUGACAAUCCCAACGUCGUCAAGUUCUAU